Molecule: messenger RNA, 4977 nt
Organism: Guillardia theta CCMP2712
Lineage: Eukaryota; Cryptophyceae; Pyrenomonadales; Geminigeraceae
Exons: 10
Coding region: 1-4977 (1658 amino acids)
Biological process (GO): regulation of small GTPase mediated signal transduction; positive regulation of GTPase activity
Cellular component (GO): nucleus; cytoplasm
Molecular function (GO): GTPase activator activity
Source: RefSeq, a predicted model, not a curated record
AUGGAAGCUGACGACACCCGAGGACCUCCGGAAAAUGGUGGGGGGAAGAACACGAUACUGAAUCGCCUGCAUCAAGUGCUGGCACGCGUCGGAGUUCGGAGCGGGCCCAAGGACGAGAGUCCGACGAACUCACCGAGUCACAGUUCCUUGUCCCGCUCGACGAGCGACGAGAUCAGCCAGCCUAGCCUUCACCAGCACGAGUCGCUAGAGGUGGCGGACGGGAGGGUCUACCAGCAUGCGCUGUCGCAACUGAACUCCUCUCAACCCCUGGAGAGACGGCUGGAAGUUCUGGACGAGCUGAGUGAGCUGGUGAGACAGUAUAAGUUCGAGGAUCCUAGGGAGAUUUGGCUGAACCUCAAGGACCUGAUAGAGUCGUCUCGUCCCUAUCACUCCAAGGAGAAGGUGAUCAACUUCAUUGGAGCGCUGUGCUCCGGCGACCCCAAGAAUCCUGGGUGCAACUUCAACCGCCUUGGGGUCUUGAGAUGUCAUUUCUUUGCUAUCGCACAGAAUCAAGGGAGCAAUCUGGGGAGGAAGCUGCAGCUGCAGCUUCUCUCGCACGUCACGAAAGGCGGGCAGAAUGCGUCGCCCUUUGAGAGGGAGACUUGCGACUUGUUGAUUGAGUGGUUGGAGGGCAUCGCCACCGUUCAGAGCGACGAGGUGGACCACAAGUUUGGCUGCAAGCUCCUGAUCUACUCCGCGACCUUUGUUAAGUACAACCCCGUCACUCUGUUGGAUGACCAGUCGACGCGACUGCUGCAGGCCGUUUGCUCAGUUUGCGAGUCCAACUGCCAGGAUUCCACUUCCAAAGAGGAGAAUCAGGUUGCUCGGCAAGCAAACAGGAUGCAGAAGCAGGAUGAGGUGGUUGGCUGCUCCUCUACAGGCCUGAAAUCCGAGGUCUGCUACGAGCUCAUCAAAUCCUGCCUGGCAUUCUUCGACGUCGUCGCUCGCUACACGAUGCCGCAGGAGAAUUCGGUGCGAACUCUCACAGAGACUCUUUGCAGGGCGGUGAACGAGGCAAAAGUGAGCAAGGACUCGUGGCUGGUGAUGCGGAGUGUCUUGAUGGGAGCAUAUUGCAGUGUGGCCUUCAACCGCCUGCUCGACAUUCUGCAGGAGCCCCCCCGCUCGAAAUCAAUCUUGCCAGCCACGAGUGUCUUGCACAAGGUGGCAGAGAGUGACUUUGAUCCUGAGAGGCACACAAACAAGACAAGAGGUGCCAUCUACCUUGUCAGCAUGGCGGCCUGGGGGUCGUCGAAGGUCGAGUCGCUCAGCAUGCUGUACUCACGACAGAGCAUCUUGGAAGCGUUGCUGGCGUCCGUGGAAGCGAACCAGGAGCCGAUCAUCGCGCAUGAAAUCCUCCUUUCAGUGGAUCGACUGCUCAAGACUUCGGGGAACACCCUCCGGUUCGAAUGGACCGUCAUCAUCACCAUGCUGCAGAGAAUCGCUGCUGUCAUGAACUUCUCCAUCGGCCCUUCCGCCUCCUUCGUCAGCCAGAGCCCAAAAGCACGGAUGGUGCAGGCCAUAGAUGCGUCUGAGACUCAGCAUGAACCUCAGGUGAAAACUGUCCUGCUUAUUCCCUUCCCGCACCGCACUGAUCAAGGACUGCAGAGGUUUGGGACUAAUUAUUCCAGGAGCCUGGAUCAAGACAGUUUCAUGGCCUUGUCACGGGCAGCCAUGAUGUCAUCCUCGCAGAAGAACCUGCUCGUCUCCUCAGAGAGUUCUUUGACCAGCAGUCGGGCGAAUCCAAGGGCCCAAGACGCCGCCAUGAAUCUGAAGACUUGUUCUGUGGAGCUCGAGGACCUGAAGCGAGUGUUAGCGACAAUGAAAGCAAUGCACGACAGCGACAUGUUUCAAGGGCUCGAGGCUGAUUUCUAUGGUUUGAUUCGGAUGGUGGUGGCGCAUGUGCCGGAGCAGCUGGCCCUGGAGUGUUUCGAACAUCACAUAGAUCUGAUAUACCCCGCGCAUCCUCUCUGGCUGCAAACUCUGUCUGAGGUCAUGUUCUCAUUCUACAAGACCUGCACGUUCCCUGAAGUGAGAGUGCGCGCCCUGCAAUCCCUCCAGCUGUUGCUGGAAGACUACAAGAGCAUGUACGAGCAGGAGAUCACAGAUGUAGCCGUUGUUCCCUUCCUCGGGGACAUCGCCACGGAAAAGAACGCCAAGGUGUGGAAGCAGGGCCUUGAACUUCUCAUCUACCUGGCAAAGCACAUGAAAUGCGACAGAUUCGAGGUCAUCCUUCAGAUCCUGCAUGACGCGGCCAAGGUGGAAGGGAACGAGGAUCUCCGGCUGGCAGCAGUGCAGGCGCUGAUGAGACUCCUCCCAGCUGCAGUCAAGCACCUUCCCACCUCGAGGUUCACGGCCCUCUGGGACAAGUUGCUGGGGCUUGCAGAUCAGCCUGUUAGCCCCAACCGCCUCAAGAGCGCUGCUGCUGACCCUGUCAAGUGCGAGAUCCUCUCGUUGCUCACGUGCAUGCAGAGCACCUCAAACUACCGACCGAAGCUUGAGAUCCCCGGGGAGGAGGCAUCGGUUUGCCCUUGCUCGCUUGCGCAGACGAGCAGCAAGCAGUCUAGCUCAAACUUCAGACAUGGUGGAGGCAGCGAAGAAACGGCGAGGCUGAUGAUCGACACAGAAACCGAGAAGCUGUCCGACAACGUCCCGUCUGGGAGUCUGGGAGACAGAAAUGUCAGCAACCAGAGCAGUCAGAGCGCGAGCGUGCGCUGCCACCUUGAUGUCCAGCAUUUGUUCGAUACUCUCUUGACGUCCAUCACAAGCGACAGAGUCAGCCAGCAGGAGUUCACCGUAUGCACUGCAGGAUUGAUCCGCUGCCUUCAGAACCAUUUCAUCUUCGAUGGGCAGGACAUCUUGCCCCUCUACCACCUGCUCCUUGAGCGUCUCCCCAGUCUGUCGUGGGGGCCAACAGGCAACAAUCAAUCUUCCAACAUGAAAGACUUGGACGUGCAAAGCCAAGGAGAGAGUCAAAACAGGAACAAGAACUACAAGGCAGGAUAUCACCUGCUGGGACUGCUGUUGGGAGGAUGGAACAAUCAACUCGCAACCAAACAUGUUCGGAGUGGAAUACAUGCUCUGACCUAUGGCUUAUAUUCCGCGCACAACUCACAGCCUGGAAGGAAUCUGAAUGACUCUCAGAAUCCCAGCCCUGCCGCAUCGCAGCCUCCCGACCCUGGCGAAUUCUUUCAGCGCAUCAAAUGCAACGGGGAGGUGACUCUGACGUGUUUGGACUACCUCUCCAUCUUCUGCGUCAUAUACCCCGAUCUCAUCCUCGAGCACCUGCCGGCCAUGCUGACAAUGGCAAAGUUGCUCGCCGACCGGCCCAACGAGACCACUCUCAUCAUCCACUGCCUGGAGUACAUGAAGUUCGUCGCUGUCAAGAUUCCCGGCAUGACAACCCCGAUGCCUCAUAACAUGUUCAGGCAGGGCCUCGAUGUCAUGAUCGUCUUCAUCAACAAGAACCGUUGGGGAGGUCUGAUAGCCAACCUGGCUGGCCGCGCGCUCUCGCUCUGGUGGAUCCAUACUCCUGUCAUGCUGCGAGCGGAGUUCAUCCGAUCGGUCGCACAGCCGAUGCUGCUGGACAGCGCGCACAAGGAAGACUCGAUGAGUGCGAUCAUGCUGGACUUUUUCCUGCUCAACGACGACUCGAGCAUGCGGAGCGUCGGCCUGCCCUACAACGACAACACGGAGGCCCUGUUCGACAGGGAGGGCGUGAAGAAGAAGACCUACGUGCUGAGAGACACAUGCUUCACCAUCCGGUCCACUCCCCUAGGCCUCAUCGACCUCAAGACGAGAAGGGCAACGGACAUGCGUCGCUGGGUCUUCUUCGCAGCUGUGGGAGGGAGUGGGAUGGGGAGCUCCCACUGCAAUCCCGUGGUCGCCAUCGACGGGCUCCUCCACCUGAUCUCUGCUACCCUGACUAUCCGGGACGUCUCGCACAUCGAAGUGCCUCAGGCUGAAGCAGAGGAAGAGGAGGGGCUGACGGGGAGGAGCGAGGAGGUUGAGGCUGCUGAGUCCAGGAAUGGAAGUGAAAUCCUGUCUUCAGCUACUCCGCAGCUCUCGGCUGCCGAUAAGAGGAGCAAGAGCCAGUCCCAGGAAUGCCAAGUCAGCCCUGGAGGGCAGAGGAAGGGUUCGUCCUCAAGCUCCGCUCUGCCAGCGGCACCUGUUCCAGCGGCUGACUGCGAAGCUCCAGAGCCGGACCUGAUCCUCAUGGAGUGGAGGAGAGGACCGUUGGGGGAAGGGAUCAAGGACAGCUCCCUGACUCCCUGCGAGCUGAAGCAGAGUGACGCUCUCAACCGGGCCAUCCGCCUCCUCGAUAACACCCCAGUCACCCUGACCCACAAGUUCGGCGUCAUUUACAUCGCCCAUGGCCAGCGGACAGAGGCCGAGUUCCUGGCAAACACGGGAGGGAGCGCGAGGUACGAAGCCUUCCUGCGCGGCCUGGGUCACUAUGCGUCUCUGGUGGACUGCAAUGAUGACGUGUUCACGGGGGGGCUGGACCGGAGCAUGCAGAAGCGAGACGGGGAGAUCGCGCUGUUCUGGCGGAACAGUCUGGUCCAGUGCGUCUUCUUCGUGGGUACCCUGAUGCCCAACGAGGCGGGGGCAGAGCAGGUGAACAAGAAGAGGUUCAUCGGCAACUCGCACGUCAAGGUCGUGUACACUGACUCGGACUACGGAUUCUCCCUGGACUCACUGUCCGGCCAGUUCAACCUCGUCGUCGUCCUCCUCGUCCCCCUUGCCGACGGCUUCUUCCGCGUGUCUGUCCUGCGAGCGCCCUCGGUCCCUCUCAUCGGCCCCGGGCUUGACUCCUUCCUAGUACCCGAAGAGUCUCUUCCCAUGAUCGUCCGCCGGCUGCUGAUAGAUGCGGACAUUGCGGCUAUGAUCGCCUCUAACGGGGACGAGCAGUACUCGUCCAACUGGCAGGAACGGCUGAAACAGCUGAGGCUGAUGAAGCAGCGGCAUCAGAUGACGUGA